Messenger RNA from Aphanomyces astaci, 849 nucleotides. RefSeq lists its product as hypothetical. Lineage: Eukaryota; Oomycota; Saprolegniomycetes; Saprolegniales; Verrucalvaceae. The record is from RefSeq and is a predicted model, not a curated record. Bases 1 to 849 code for a protein of 282 amino acids. The transcript has a single exon.
AUGGUUUUCCUCGGGUCGGUUUACUACGUCACGUACGUAAUCAUCGCCGUCACAAUCGUGGCCAUGGGCUACACACUCGUCUCCCGCGGCCGCAUUGAAAGCCUCAACCUCUUUGAAUUGAAUCGGAUCGUGGGUCAUGUCUGGGUCGGCCGCCCGCUCCUGAUCCUCCGCAGUGUGACCGCUCUCUGGCUCCUCAACACGAAGCCGUUGGUUUUGAGCAAAGUCGGACUCGGCACACACCUCACAGCGCCACCCGUGGCCUGGUACAAAUCGAUUCUCGCUGCGUCCGAGCUCACGUGGGUCGUCUACAUCCUCAACGACAUCUUUAGUUGUUUCACGCAGCAGCACACGGCAACGUACGCGGCUGCUAGCUCAGUGUGCGUCUGCUUCAUCACAACCGUGUGGACACUGGUGUCGCCCCACAGCUGCACCGUCACCCUCGAUCGGACGUGCGCAUACGUCAAUAUGGACGGCGGGAUGGAUUGUACCAGCGGUGUCAUCGCCGUGGGCAGUGUGACUCGCAUCUGGGCCGACUUAGCCAUCGUGCUGGGUUGCGUCGUCUUGUGCGCCACUAUCGACAUGAAAUGCCGACCGGGCGUCCCGCCCUUGUUGAUCCCGACACUUCUGCUGAACGCGUCGAGCUACUACAUGCUGGACUUUACCCACUGGCGCAAAGGCAGCGACUUCUUCUUGGACCAGACGUCUGGCGUCCUCUCGGGCUUGCUCACGCUGCACUGGAAGGGCACGCUUUAUAUCUUCGACGUCAAGAAUUGGCGGUUCGUGUCGCUCGUGGUUGAUGCGAGUGACGAAUCUAUGGCAUCGUCGAUCCCGCUCAGCCGCAUUGGAUGA